Schizosaccharomyces octosporus yFS286 is the source of this 3809-nucleotide messenger RNA. RefSeq names its product cryptic loci regulator Clr1. Lineage: Eukaryota; Fungi; Ascomycota; Schizosaccharomycetes; Schizosaccharomycetales; Schizosaccharomycetaceae. The record is from RefSeq and is a predicted model, not a curated record. Bases 175 to 3675 code for a protein of 1166 amino acids. The transcript has a single exon.
GCCUUUCCUACCGCUCUCGUGUUAACUAUUCGCCUUGUACAAGGUCACUUGCUUUGGUAAAAAGGUGUCAUAUAUGGGCUGGUCCCAUAUUUAUUGGUUUUUCUAUGAUUUUUUUCCAGUUGACAUUUAUCGUUGAUUGCUUGUUUCCUCUCACCGGUGAUAAUAGUUUGAAUAAUGAUCAUGCAGGACGAUGAUCCCAAUUGUGCAAAAGCAUUGUAUGAAAUCCAACAGAGGAGGUUGAUAUAUUUUUUCUCUUUAUAUCAUCUUCUUACAAUGGAACUCAAAAUGCAGUUCAAUACAUCAGUACCUCCUGGUGUUCUUCAUUAUAUUUUUUCGGGAUAUAAAAUAUUACGACCAUGGUUAAUGGCCACAAGGAUAAAAAAACCAAUUAAUGAUUAUUCCUUAAUUGUAAAUACAUUUCAAGAAGUAUUGAAGACUGGUUUUUUUGUGAAUCCACCACCCGUUGAGGUUUACUCUAGGCAAUUACUUAAAUUCAUAUCUGUUGUGGCAGGGAAUAAAAUUGGAGUACCUAUUCAACAACGUGGGUAUCCAUCUACUUCGCUCACUAAUCCUGCUACAGAAAUCAAUGUACCGACUUCUUCCGGGAAGCCACCGAAACCAGCUAAUAGCAGCCUUCCUCAAAUGUAUCCUAGAUCUUUUGGAAGAAACAAUUUGAAUGCAAAUUUUUCGACUUAUUCACCGCAGUCUUCUGUAAAUAACCGGUUUAUUUUAUCAGAACAGCCUCGUCCCGAAUAUCGUACAACAUAUCCUGCGAGUAUCGCUUCUUCUGAAAAUCAGAAAUAUCGCCAUCCUGGACUUGCUUUUUCAGCUUCUUCUCAUGCUAGUGUACCUACGCAAGCUUCUCGUAUAUUACCUGUUCCUGGUUUCGUAAAUAAUCCACUUGCAACUUCGCAGUAUAAUGGACAUACGGAUGGAUUAGCGCACCCGUCUAUUCAUUAUAAUAACAUUGAUCCUAAUGAGUCGCCAAGCCAAGUACGCGCGACUUCUACGUUAAGCAAAAACUCACCAUCAAAGCCAAACCAGCCAAGUCAACCAUCACAAAUAUUACCCAAAGUUGACUUACCAGUACCUACAACUGUUGAUCCUUCUGAUUCUCAAUUCAAUUAUCAAAAAGUCUAUCCAGAUGUUUCUCCUUAUCUGACACCUGAUAAUAUAGGGAGUGCAAUUUUGUAUUCCACAAAUGAUUUUUCAAAAUCCGAACCUGGUAAGCCUCGAUUAAAUUUAUCCCUUGAAUUGAAGCUUAUGGAAAAUAAUCUAGAAAAGGGAGAAUUAGGUCCAAAUCUGAAAGGUGAUUUACGGAAUUUGGCUGAUUUCGACGCGAUUUCUCUUGUUUCUUCACGAUUUCCAUCGCUUCCUGCCUCUAGCUUCAGGCCUGAUGGCUCAUUUCUUAAACAUCGUCGUUUCAAUGAUGAAGUUAUGGAAAACAAAGAAAUUAUGGAAAAGGCGAUUAAACAGUUGAAUCUGUCUGCUUCAGAUGCAGAACGCUUACGUGAACGAAAUAGAGUUCAAGUCCAAGAUGACAAGAAAUUGUGUUUCUCAUUUUCAAAGAAACAUCCAUCAAAUCAUAACCAGCUCUUAGAUAAAUUCGAUAAACUCCAUGGCGAUAGAAAAUCUGACCCGUCUAGGAAAGCUGCUACUGAGACCCCAACGCCGUCUAAGGCAAAGCUUCCGGAAACUGGGCAGACACGAAAUAAAGUGAUUUUGGAGGAUAAGUUUGAUGAAAAUGUUCCUUUGCUCAAUCAUUCUCAUAACAAACCAACGUUGGCUCACAGUCGAAAACAGAAUUCUAAAAGCCCAGCUAUGAGCGAUAAGGAUCACGUGCAAAAUAAAAAAUCUAAUGACAAUGGUACAUAUAAAGACAUUGAUCUAUCAUCUAUUAAAGCUUCCAAACAUGCUAAUGAGGUUACGGUUAACAACGAUUUGACUAGACAUACUGAGGUUACAUAUGGUGAACAAAACGUAAAGCCAAGUCCUCCAAGUGCUGCCAAAAGUUCAAUUGAAGUUUUGGGAAAGCCUAUAAAUGAGCAAAAGAUUCAAGGAAUGGAUCAUACAGACAGUAAUAAAAAGGUUUUUUCGAAAAAACUGAACGAAGGAUUACCCGAGCGACAGAGUAUUAUUCAGACUGAAGAUGGUUCGAAGCAAGUUGGUGAAUAUACCAAUCGAAAUUCUUCAUUGGUAUCUGAUAAGGAUGAUAAAGUAGUUAAUCAGACCAAUUCUGAGAUUACUGUUGUAUCUCCUAACAGAACGAAACGUUCAAGCGUUAUGAAGAAUGAAAGCUUGAAAACCAAUAACUCAUAUGUGUCUUCGACCAUACCAACUGCUCAUUCCUCUGAUAUUGAUGAACAAUUAAGAAAUGUGAUAUCAUUAGAGGCUAAUGUUGAGCAGAAUAAGGAGUUAGAUGGAAAUAAAAAGAAACGCUCUAUUGAAAGCGUUGAUAAAUCAAGUGACCAUACCGGUUUGACAAACGAAGUUCCCAAAAAUCAAGAAUUACUGAAUAUUAAAAUGUUAUUAAACGACGAAUCACAUCAACAAAUAAGUGCGCCUACUCCAGGUGAAGUAGGUGAAGAAAAUGGAGACACUUCAGAUAUGCAGUCAAGACAGACAGAAUUUUCUUUGAAGUCUUAUUCUGCUGAUACGCUUCAACGCAUUAAUAAAGAGAAGGAGUCGUUGCAAUCAUUCGAUACGGAAUCAUUCGAAAUUAUGAUAUCUACCGAUGAGUUUCAGUCAGUUAGUCAUGAGUCGGUUAAUGUCUCAAACGAUAUAAAUGAUUCUGCGUCGGAUCUAUCAAAGCAGUUAAAAGCAACGAAGAUCAAUCAAGAUCAUACUCUCACGGAAGCUCCAAAUUUGCAAAGAGAAGUUGAGACGGAUAAACAACACGUUUAUAAUUCGUUGAAGUCACUUCCCCAAGGUUUCACAGAGUUUAAAUGCCAUUGGGCUAGUUGUGAAGCUACUUUACAUUCUCUGAAAACCUUGUUUAUUCAUAUAAAAAAAUUACAUACUCAAAGUAGACAUGAUAAUUCCACAUUUAAAUGUCGCUGGAGUCACUGCUCUGUAUCUUUAGAUUCGAAGCAAAUAGACGCUCACAUAAGGGGGCAUCUUGAAGCGAUACAACAUAAUUGUUCAGUUCCAGGAUGCAAAAAAGGAUUUUCUAACUAUCAAGAAUUCCAAGAGCAUCUAACGUUUUCUCAUUUGCCAUAUAAGUUCGAGCCGGCUGCUUUAAUUACUACUACAAAAUCUGGAUUACAAGAAGGAAACCGCCGAACUCGGAACAACCAGGGAGAUAAAUCUGCUGUUCCUGGUUUUUUUCUUGAUACUUCUACUCCAAUAGUCGAACCUGCUCCAUCAAACUGGUAUCCGGUUCCACCUCCUGGCUUUAGUCCAAGUGUUUUUGCCAGGUUGAGUCAAGACAAUCAAUCAAAGGAGAAAACGAUGUCUUCGUUGGCAAAACGAAAUGUCUUUCAAUCGUUUUCUGGCUUGCAUAAUGACCAUAUGAAGACUAGUGAUUCUGAUAAACGAUCGAAUACUUCUGAUGCUCAGUAUGCUCGAGUUGGUCAAGUAGGCCAAUUAUUUACGACCGUACCAAAGUCUAAAUGUCUUCCUUCAAUGAUUAUUGAAGGAACAGUCGUCCAGAGAAAGAACUGGGUUGUACAUUAAAUAUUAGCACUUGUAGAGUCUACGAUAUUCUGUAUUUUAUUUUUAUUUCUUUUGAGUCAAUACUAUUUAUUUAUCAAUCGCGUGCUUAUAGAACAUUGCUUAAGAAUGGGAAAAGUGAAUAACUAAUAUACCAA